CUCUCUCUCUCUCUCUCUCUCUCUCUCUCUCUCUCUCUGGCAGCUGCACAUGUAGAAAGCUGCAGUUCUCUUCAUUAAGUGUCUGGACGUUGGACUAUCUGUGGACUAUGAUGUUGGAGCUGCUGUUUUUCGCAGUCCUGUUAAUCGGAGGCUAUUUUCUUCUUCAUGUGACUUAUCUGAAGUUGCCCAGAUGUAAAAGUACUGCAAAGUUAGAUGGGAAAACCGCCAUCGUCACCGGAGCAAACACCGGCAGUAAGACCACAGCGGUGGACCUGGCCAGGAGGGGGGCGAGGGUGAUAUUGGCGUGCAGGGACAGACGGCGAGCUGAGGCUGCCAUCUUGGAAAUCAUCCAGGAGACGGGGAACAGCCAGGUGAUCUUCAUGCAGCUCGACCUGGCCAGUCUGAAGUCUGUACGCUCAUUCGCUGAAGACUUCCUCCGGUCCGAGUCCAGGCUGGAUCUGCUCAUCAACAACGCCGGUCUGAUGAACAGCGGAAAGACUGAGGACGGCUUCGGGACGAUCUUUGGUAUCAAUCACCUGGGUCACUUCCUGUUGACGGUGUUGCUCCUGGACCGGCUGAAGGCCAGCGGGCCGAGCCGCGUGGUGACCGUAGCCUCCAAAGCAUACACAAUAGGAAAGGUGGAUUUUAACUGUCUGAUGACUCAGAGAGAUGUAAGUUUGGGCGAGAACGACUUCGAGCUCUUCCAGAAGUACUGCCACAGCAAACUGUGCAACGUGCUCUUCACCUACGAGCUCGCCAAGAGGCUGCAGGGCUCCGACGUCACCUGCUACAGCCUGCACCCAGGAGCCAUAAAGACAGAGAUUGGUCGUUACUCUGGCUUCUGGUGGAGGCUCUUCCUGGCGCCUAUCAUCUUCCUUUUCUUCGUGGAUGCUGAGUCCGGAGCUCAGACCACGCUCCACUGUGCCCUGGAGCCAGGCAUCGAGCACCUCAGCGGCCGCUACUUCACCUGCUGUGCACCGAAAAUGAACAUAGAGUCGAAGGCGCGAGACGACGACGCGGCCAAGAAGCUGUGGGAGCUCAGCGAGACUUUCUGCAACCUGUCCUGAAACAAUACCUCAAAUAUAUGCUUUGCUUUUAACUCCUGAGUAAUGUCUCAAUUGUUAAACACAUAUAGUCAAUUAUUAUAAGACACUAAGGGGAUUAGAAGACAAGCUCUCCAUCUUUGUGUGUGCUUCUUUACACCUGUGUGGCCUUUCAACUAUUCAAUAAAAGUGAAAGCUAAAGAGUCUGAGUGUACCUGAACGCAUCAACAAUAUUAAAUACCACAAGAUGAUAAUUGUUGAUUCACAAAAGGUGACUAAAUGUUUGCUGCAGGUUAAUCUGAAUUAAAUGACUGCAUCCUGCUCCUGCAUGCUAAAUAUCCUCAACAAAUAUCGAACAUAUGGCCAUAUACACAUAUUAUAUUAUUAUUUUCUACAUAUAUUUUGAUCCAAACAGAAAUCUGUUUUACAUACAUAAUUCUAUAUACAUAAAUUAUGAAUACAUCUGCUUAUGACGUAAUUCAGAUAUGUACAAUAGCCCACUGGAUUAAUUAAGCAUGAUAUAAAUUUCUGUUUGUUUUGCAAAAUAUUUGAAAAUGAAAUUUUUAUUCGUGAUAUGUUUUCUAUUACACGGAAGUAAUGAAAACACACCUGGUGUUAUGUAACAACAGUAUUUAAAUAAAAGGUAAGAUAUGCAAAAGAAAUCAGCCUUGAUACGUAGUUAAUAAAUACAUUUUUAACUUAAUAUCUCUAAUAUUUUGCAUAUUUAAAGGAAGAAAGUAAAAGUAAAAAAACGCCAAACAAUAAGGAAGUAAAGCUGAUGUCAACAACACACACACUGACAUUUCUGGGAAUAUUUAAAAUACUUUAAAAUAAAGUUUAAAAAUGUUA
Molecule: messenger RNA, 1892 nt
Organism: Cottoperca gobio
Lineage: Eukaryota; Metazoa; Chordata; Actinopteri; Perciformes; Bovichtidae
Product: dehydrogenase/reductase SDR family member 13-like
Source: RefSeq, a predicted model, not a curated record